AUGGGGAGCCUUGUAAUUAGUGAUUACCAGAUGCGUUUAAAACGUGUGAAAUGCCUGCAGGAAUUGGAAUUAAGAAUUCACUGUGAGCAGCUCAAAAGGAAGAAUAAGGAUGCAGAGGAUCGUCUGGAGUUGUGCCUCCAUCAGUGUGUUGAGAUAGAAAGGUGUGAAAGUAAAGAGCUGGAUGUUGAAAUAAGGAACCUGAUAGGGAAGAGUAACACUUCUCAGUCGUGUGAGGACCCCAAACCUAUUGCACAAGACAGUCUGAACCCUCAGAGAACUUCGUGUUCCCUUAAGGUCCACAGUGAGACAGCCACUCAAGGCCAUCUUGGAUGCACGUGGGCAGAUGGGAGUGACAUGGAAGCCCCAGCAGACCCUCUGGAAUCAAGGCACACGUUACUGACCAAAAAGAAGACUUCAUCACCCAGUUCUCUGGAACAACACAUCCUCUCACUGGAAAGACAGAGACGAGAGCUUCUGGAGGUGAACAAGCAAUGGGAUCAUCAAUUUAGAAACAUGAAGCAGCUCUAUGAAAAGCAGCUGGCAGAGAUGAAAGCAAGGCUGGAUGUGUCAGAGAGGAGAGUGAGCGAGCUGGAGCAGGAGAGACAUCGGCAGCAGCCAGGGGAUGAGAGGUCGGGAGUGCUGGGCAGAGAGAAGCUGUGGCAGGAAAAGAAAGAAACAAAAGUCCUCAGUGAAGCCCUCCAGGAGAUGAGGGAGGAGAACAAGCUGCUGAAGCAGAAGAACGCCUCCAUGGCUAGAAAGAAAGAGCACUAUGAGGGGGAGAUAAGCCGUCUCAACAAGGCCCUUCUGGAUGUGUUGAAAAAGCAGCACUCGCCUGUCCUUGGGACUCCCCCGGGAAAGGGUGACAGGAACAGCAUUGAGGAGAUGAGAACCCAACUUGAAGUGCUGAGGCAGCAGGUUCAAAUAUAUGAGGAAGACUUCAGAAAGGAGAGAUCUGACCGAGAAAGACUCAACGAGGAGAAAGAAGCACUGCAGAAAGCUAACGAGAGACUGCAGUCUCAACUGAAUAAACUCAGCUCUCAGACGAAAGACCUCCCAGUACAACCUGAGAGGCCCAGUUACCCACCUCCACUCUUCCUCUCACCCUGUGUGAAUUAUGGGAGGUGUGGGAUGGUUCUUCACUAUGCAGAUCCUCGAGUACAACCAGGGCCUUGCAGGGCACAUGAGCAGCAGCAGCACUUGCCAGACUAUCAGUGGUAUGUUCCCGACCAGCUUCCGCCAGAUGUGCAGCACAAGGCAGAUGAUUCAUCCCCGGAGAAGGGAGCCCAGCACUGACAGCCCGAGACCUGGAGAAGUGUAAACCAGAGGCUGCAAGCAAGUCUUGCAACUUCAUUAUUCUGUUUUCUUCUGGGUUUUUUUUUGCCCUCAGCUCCUUAUCUCUUCAGUGCAUGUGAUUUAUGUGUGGUGAAAUCCCUGCGAGGACAAUAGAAAAGCAGAUCAUCCAGGCUGGUGAUCCUCAGGAUCCAGUUAAACUCUGCUGGGAAGCGUUACUGCCCUUUGUUCUGAAGAUGCUGUUUAUGCUGCCUUUGAGAAUCUGUUAAAGAGCCUUAUGAGAAAAGAUGCAGCCCUUGCUGGGGAUUCAGACUGUCACAUCUGUUUUGAAUCCGAGAGCUUAUAAACCCAAUAGUGUUGUGAUUUUUGUUGUUGUUGUUUGAGAAUUAUAGAGAGGGCUUACUUGAUUCCAGGGAAUGAUUUGUUGAUAUAUCAUCUCGAAUUCUUUUUCUUGGUUGGUAAAAAGGAAAUCUGCUUCACUGUUUGAACACAUUUGUGGAACUGUAAACAGGGUACCAGUGAUGCCAGGCUGAGUAAAAGGUGCCCCUUUCUGAGUCCAGGUCAGCUCUCAUUUUGUUUUGGCUCUAGAAUUACAUGGAGAAAAGUAACCACAGGUUUUUUUCUGUGUGCACUUAUUCGUAUCAGAAGAAUUUUAGUAGAAAUAUUUAAUGGGUUUAAUUUCUCAGUGAAUAUGGCUUUAUAUUUCCAAAUGGUUCUUGUAACGAGUCUGAACAUCGUCGUGUACCCUCUAACCCAAGAAUAAAACGUGGCUUUUUAAGUGGAA
Pseudopipra pipra is the source of this 2074-nucleotide messenger RNA. RefSeq names its product TNFAIP3 interacting protein 3 (gene TNIP3). NCBI's taxonomy places the organism in Eukaryota, Metazoa, Chordata, Aves, Passeriformes, Pipridae. The record is from RefSeq and is a predicted model, not a curated record. Bases 1 to 1293 code for a protein of 430 amino acids. The transcript has 14 exons. Gene Ontology annotation, biological process: regulation of transcription by RNA polymerase II; cellular response to lipopolysaccharide.